UUACUCACCCUGAACCUGCUGCACAUUCCUUUUAUGUUCGUGCGAUAAUUACAACCCAACCAUUGCAAAGUCCAAUACGCUUUAUAAGACCAUGGCACAUCCCCCCAAGAUCUACAUUAACUCCCCUCCUCCCUCCAUCACAAAACAUACGAGAAAGUUAAAAAGAAUCUCUCAAAAGGAAGAGAAAAUAAUAAAAGUGAUAUAAAGAGAGAGGAAGAAAAAAAAAGGAAGAAAACAACCUUCAAGAUCGAGGAGCUUCAAUAUUUAGCCCCACUACCAAGAAGAAGGCAAGGUGGUGAUCGAUAAGCGUCCAAUCUCUUUACGAGUGUGGCCCUAUAGAUACCCUGCCCCUCUAACAAGGGAAGAUACUCAGUUGCUCAUCAUUUUGAGAGAUCUCAGGUAUAAUGGAGAGAAGAGAUAGUAAUCAUGGUGACGGUGGUGACGGCAACAACAGCAGCAACAACAAUGAGGAUCAUAGGGAGAUAAAAGUGAUGGAGGUAAUCCACAAGGUAGUCCUGCCGCCGCCGAGGAGCACACUGAAGAAGAUGAAGAUCAAGUUCAAGGAGACUUUCUUUCCCGACGAUCCUUUCAGGCAUUUUAAAGGAAUGCCCCUCAAAACAAAAUGGGUUUUUGGGUUUCAGUAUUUGUUUCCGAUCUUUAGGUGGGCUCCGGCUUAUUCAUUCUCGCUGUUUAAGUCUGAUCUCAUUGCCGGCCUCACCAUCGCCAGCCUCGCCAUUCCUCAGGGCAUCAGCUACGCUAACCUCGCCAACCUGCCACCCAUCAUCGGCCUCUAUUCGAGCUUCGUCCCCCCGCUGGUGUAUUCAGUCCUCGGCAGCUCAAGGGACUUAGCGGUCGGCCCGACAUCAAUCGCCUCCCUCAUAAUGGGCUCCAUGCUCCGCCCCCUCGCGAACCCCAACACCGAAUCGCACCUCUUCCUCCGGCUCGCCUUAACCUCCACGUUCAUCGCCGGGCUCUUCCAGGCCUCACUCGGCAUCCUCAGGCUCGGAUUCAUCAUCGACUUCUUGUCAAAGUCGACUCUGAUCGGAUUCAUGGCCGGGGCGGCGAUUAUAGUGUCACUUCAGCAGCUGAAGGCGCUGCUGGGGAUCGUGCAUUUUACGAAGCAGAUGGGGUUGGUUCAGGUCACGAGCUCGGUGUUCCACCGCACGGAUGAGUGGUCAUGGCAGACGAUACUUAUGGGGAUCAGCUUCUUAGUCUUUCUUCUGUCGGCCAGACAUGUUAGCAUGAAAAAGCCUAAGCUUUUCUGGAUAUCCGCAGGAGCCCCAUUAGCAUCUGUCAUCAUUUCCACACUUCUUGUUUACUUGAUAAAAGCUCAGAAAGAUGGAAUCAGCAUUAUAGGAAAACUAGAGCGUGGACUAAAUCCGCCUUCAUGGGACAAAUUAAUCUUUGAAAGUCCCUACUUAAGCACCGUGCUAAGAACUGGGAUUAUCACCGGAAUUAUCUCCCUAACGGAAGGAGUAGCUGUCGGAAGAACAUUUGCUUCCAUUAAGGACUAUCAAGUUGAUGGGAAUAAGGAAAUGAUGGCCAUUGGAAUAAUGAACAUCAUCGGUUCAUGCACAUCAUGCUAUGUCACCACAGGAGCCUUUUCUCGUUCAGCUGUGAACAAUAAUGCUGGAUGUAAGACUGCAAUGUCUAACAUAAUUAUGGCAAUUACAGUAAUGGUCACUCUCCUCUUCCUAAUGCCCCUCUUUGCUUACACCCCUAACGUCGUGCUCGCCGCCAUUAUAAUCACAGCCGUCAUCGGCCUUAUUGAUGUUCAUGCUGCUUGUCAAAUUUGGAAAAUGGAUAAAAUGGAUUUCCUUGUUUGUAUUUGUGCUCUUCUUGGUGUUAUUUUUAUUUCUGUCCAAGAAGGCCUUGGCAUUGCUGUCGGAUUAUCGAUAUUCAGACUACUUCUUCAGAUCACGAGACCAAAGACGGUGAUCUUGGGAAACAUUCCAGGAACUGAUAUCUAUCGAAAUCUUCAUCACUAUAAGGAGGCUAAAAGAGUCCCAGGCUUCCUUAUAGUGGCUGUCGAAGCUCCCAUUAAUUUUGCAAAUACCAACUAUCUCAAUGAAAGAAUUGCAAGAUUGAUAGAAGAAGAAAAGGUUGAGGAGAAACAUGAAGACCUUCGCUUCCUGAUCCUAGAUUUAUCAGUUGUGAAUGCUGUAGAUACAAGCGGGAUUGCAUUCCUAAUGGACUUGAAGAAGUCAAUGGAGAAAAGAGGCCUGGACGUCGUAUUUGUAAACCCUGUGGAAGAUGUGAUGGAGAAACUAGAGCGAGCGAACGAAGCAGACAAAUUCAUCAAACCCGAAUGUCUUUUUCUGACCAUUGGGGAGGCUAUUCUUUUGCUUUCCUCUGUGGUUAAGGAAUGCGCUUAAUUUUUACUAUGCCCAUAAGCGUUGCUUCUGUCUCUCCCAAAUUUAGAAGGUAGAAUAAAAUUAACAUUGAUCAAAAUGUACAUCUUCAAUGGCCUCAGCUAGCAUAUAUUUCUAUUUUGAAGAGAAGAAAAAUGUGCAAAAUUGUACAAAAGAUAUCGAAGCUGGCUUCAAUAGCCUGAAAAGGGAGUUAACCCAAGAAAUUGAGAAGGAAGAAAAC
Messenger RNA from Asparagus officinalis (garden asparagus), 2592 nucleotides. Its product is annotated as probable sulfate transporter 3.3. Bases 405 to 2375 code for a protein of 656 amino acids. The transcript has 12 exons. The record is from RefSeq and is a predicted model, not a curated record. Lineage: Eukaryota; Viridiplantae; Streptophyta; Magnoliopsida; Asparagales; Asparagaceae. Gene Ontology annotation, molecular function: secondary active sulfate transmembrane transporter activity. Gene Ontology annotation, biological process: transmembrane transport. Gene Ontology annotation, cellular component: membrane.